AAAAAUAAAAAAAAAAACAACAAUAUUACUUCCCUUACGUGAUGUUAUGAUUGAAAUUAUUUUAUAUUAUCAUCGCGCACCUGAAACGUAACAGAAGCGUGUUGAGUAUAUCUGUCAGCAGCAUUUAAGUUACGUCGACUACGUCAUAGAUGGACGACGACAUCGACGACAAGUUUAGGUAUGAUUUUAGCAAUGGCGGUAAUGAGUGUGUCUCAUUUGAGUGAAAUCAAAGGUGAGACAUUACCACAACAACAACAAAAUUUAGAUCGUGAUGAUGUUAACCUGGUGCAGGUGAAUAAAUGUUGCGAGAAAUUCGAGAUACAUUUGGAUACAGUAUGCACUCAAGUUAAUGAAACAGAAUUCUUCCAACCAAUGUUUACGAGUUACAGUGGCGAACAUAACAUUCCAGUGAAAUAUAAAUUUGUGAUUGGUAUACCAGGAUGUGGAUCAAUGCAAACAUGGCCUAUAUACCAUUAUCCAGGAAGUGCAGAUAAAUUAAUUCUUUUAAGUGAUGGUAAACUACGACAUUAUACAAAUACAAAUGAGGAUCAAUACGAACAUGCAGAUUAUCAAGAUGAAGAUGAUAAUGAACGUAAACCAUUAUUUCAUGAUUAUAGACAAGGACAGUAUUGUCUUGAUAAAGCAAUUUCAACAAGUGGUGAUCAUCGAACAAUACUUUUUGCCAACAUUUGUUUAGCAAAAAAAGAAAUCAAAUGGACUGAUACAAAUUUUUUACUCAGGAAAAUCUUGAAUCCAAUUUUUCAUGGUAUCUCAAUUAUCAUGCUUUUAUUGGUUGCAAUUAUUUAUUUUAUUUUACCAACUUUAAGAGAUUUAGUUGGAAAUAUUAUAACAACUAUUGCCAUGUGCCUUUUAGUGAGUCAAGCUGCUGACCUCGUUAGGAUUUUCACAGAAUUUAGCAGUCAUGUUAGCUAUAUUAUUGUGGAUACAAUUUUAUACAUUAGCUUAUUGGGGGCAUUUUUCUGGCUAAAUAGCUUUGGUUACUACAUAUGGAAGACCUUCAGAUCUAGGAAUGUUUUUUUGCGAGUAACAGAUGGUCGUAAAUAUUGUUAUUAUUCAGCAUAUGCCUGGGGUGCUACUGGAACUAUGGCAGCCACUGCAAUAUUCUCACAUUUCUUCCUCGAUGCCGAUUCGUAUAAGAAACAAAAUAUAAUUGCCGAUCAAGAGACUAUCGGUUGGCUGGGAAUAGCAAUGUUUUUCUCACCAAUUGCGUGUACAAUUUUAAUUGAUAUAUUCUUUUAUGUAACAACAUUAAAAUUGAUCAAUCGACGAAAUGUUUAUGGAAGAAUUCAGCAUAAACUUAAAGCAAACUUUAUUAUGUAUUCAUUACUACUACUUGUGAUGGUGAUAUCAUGGAUAUUUUUAAUUCUAUCUUGGUUAGAAUAUGAAGGACUAUUAUAUGCACAUAUAAUAGUCAAUGCUAUACAAGCUCCAUUAAUUUUAUAUAUUUGUGUCUUAAGACAAAAACAUGUAACAUUUUUAUUGAAAAAAUCAUGCUGCUACAACGAACCACCAUCGUCAAACGAUUGGGGAGACGAAAUGAAUUAUAUGAAUGGAAAUGAUUAUUAACGAACAAAAAUUAGAAUAAAGAAAUAAAAACUGCUGCCAGAGCGCAAUGAACUUGAAUCUCUAGGAUGUAAAAAAAAAACAAGAAAG
This is a messenger RNA of Episyrphus balteatus (marmalade hoverfly), 1674 nucleotides long. It is a transcript of the gene mthl5, whose product is annotated as probable G-protein coupled receptor Mth-like 5. Gene Ontology annotation, cellular component: membrane. Gene Ontology annotation, molecular function: G protein-coupled receptor activity. The coding region runs from base 181 to 1587 and encodes 468 amino acids. Gene Ontology annotation, biological process: G protein-coupled receptor signaling pathway; cell surface receptor signaling pathway. The transcript is spliced from 9 exons. The record is from RefSeq and is a predicted model, not a curated record. NCBI's taxonomy places the organism in Eukaryota, Metazoa, Arthropoda, Insecta, Diptera, Syrphidae.